This is a messenger RNA of Vicia villosa (hairy vetch), 588 nucleotides long. RefSeq lists its product as uncharacterized. The transcript has a single exon. Bases 1 to 588 code for a protein of 195 amino acids. The record is from RefSeq and is a predicted model, not a curated record. Lineage: Eukaryota; Viridiplantae; Streptophyta; Magnoliopsida; Fabales; Fabaceae.
AUGUUGCAGGUAAGGGACCAAGUAAAGAAUUAUGUUCCAUGGAAUCAUAUGAGACAGAGCCAGCAGUUUCAGAUGAAGAAAAUGUAUACUAGUUUGUUGGAUCAAUCUGAAGAUAUGGAUUGGAAAGGGCUGAUUAUGGGGAAUCAAGCUAGACCCCGAGCAAAGAUUAUCUUGUGGCUAGCCUGCCAUGGUAGACUUGCUACAAAAGAUAGAUUGGUUAGGUUUGGCAUGAUUAGUGAUACUAAAUGUGAAUUCUGUCUGGAAAAUGAAACUUUGCAGCAUAUGUUUUUUGAAUGCAGUGAAACUAGGAGCAUUUGGAAUGAGAUCAUGAGAUGGCUUCACAUUGAGAAUCAAGAGAAGGGAUGGAUGCAAGUGAAGAAUUGGUCGAUAAAACUGUACAAGAGUAGGAACUGGAGAAAGGAUUUCUAUAAGAUAGCUUUGGCUGAAUGUAUAUAUGCCAUAUGGAUGAAGAGAAAUAGAAGAGUGUAUAGGAAAGAUACUAUAGAUAGUGAUAUAGUUACUCCUAUUAUAGAGAAUAUUGUCAAUAGAGCUUGGGCUAGUCCAAAGCUUGGAUACCUACUGAUGUAA